AUGUCUGAGCCACUCACUGGUCACAAGCCUCAGCCUGCGGAUGAGUGCAUGAUAGGCUCAAAUGCACUGCAGUUUCUGGAUAGGACGUUCUAUGAUGAAGCCGACAUGGACUUGUACAUCCAUUCAGGACAUGCAAGAGAGGUUAUGGACUAUGUUGUUGAAAGAGAAGGCUAUGAAUUCAAGCCACAUUCCAAGCAACCUCGCGAUUACCGGAAGCUUGUUUCUGAUAAAUGGGACAAUUCUCGACUACCUUUGAAGACCGGAACAUUCUUCAAGUUUGGCACACAAGACCGCUGCAUGACGUUAAUGUAA
Suillus discolor is the source of this 312-nucleotide messenger RNA. RefSeq lists its product as uncharacterized. The transcript is spliced from 3 exons. The record is from RefSeq and is a predicted model, not a curated record. Lineage: Eukaryota; Fungi; Basidiomycota; Agaricomycetes; Boletales; Suillaceae. The coding region runs from base 1 to 312 and encodes 103 amino acids.